Mesorhabditis spiculigera is the source of this 855-nucleotide messenger RNA. Lineage: Eukaryota; Metazoa; Nematoda; Chromadorea; Rhabditida; Rhabditidae. The record is from the annotation of a GenBank genome assembly.
AUGUCCGUCGGAGGCCUUUCGCGGCAAGCUCUCCAACAAAUGUUGUCCACGUCCAAGAAUCCUUCCGCCAGACAAAGCACCGAUUCCAAAGAAAAUGCAACGAAGCCGGUGAAAUUACCAUGUGAGAUUCAAGACCUUCGGAAAGUAAACUACACGCUCACCGAAGAGAAUAUACGUCUAAGAAAAGAAAACCGAGAACUUAGGCAACAGCUGGCGAAUUUGGCUGAAGCUAGCGCGAAAGAGCGUCAAGAAUUGAUGAUGAGUAUUGCUUGGCAGACAAAAGUGGAAGACCUUCGUUCAACAGCGGCUCGGAUAAUCAAUUCGUUGGACAUUGCAAAGAAGCACAUAUCUGGAAACCUAAUUGGGUUAAGUGAGAUUGUACCCACAAGCGAACAACUAUUGGCCAGUUCAUCCAGCUUGCCAACCGUCGAUGAAUCCCCUGAGCUGCAUGCUGGCGUCGUGGCAAUGCCAGCGAAGAACGACACCGUUACCCAGAGAGCGACACCCAAAAGUGCUAAAAGAAGAAAGAGUCGUACUGCGAGCGAGUUUGUUGCUCCAGUUCUUUCCCCCAAGGCAACACCUCGAACUUCCAAAAACCACGAUCUGCAAGGCCAAACAGGGCGAUUUUUAAACAAUAUUUCGAAUAUAAAUGGCGACAUGCGAGCCACACCGAAAAAGCAAAAAGCCAUGAACGUCACGGGCGGGUUCAACAUUAGCUCUCCAACGGACUUUCGGGAAUACGAGGCCGGCCAUCGUUCGGCUACACCGGCGAACCGAGUUCGGCGAGCGAGCGCCACUCCUAAAUGUUACGCACUGCCAAAGCUCAACACCAAAAUGCGGCGUCUACCCGGCGAA